Molecule: messenger RNA, 2095 nt
Organism: Cebus imitator (Panamanian white-faced capuchin)
Lineage: Eukaryota; Metazoa; Chordata; Mammalia; Primates; Cebidae
Product: intraflagellar transport protein 80 homolog
Exons: 5
Coding region: 283-738 (151 amino acids)
Biological process (GO): cilium assembly
Cellular component (GO): intraciliary transport particle B; centrosome; cilium
Molecular function (GO): protein binding
Source: RefSeq, a predicted model, not a curated record
CAGUCGGAUGACGUGCGCGUAGAAGUAUCGCGGGAAGACGAAGGGAGCGUAACUCUUAGAAGUCACUAUGGUGACGGGGAGAUCCGGAGGCUUCUUGGUAACUGGUACCAACUAUUUGUGAGCCAUUGCCACCGCUUUCCUGGAACUUAAGGUAAAUCUCGUCAACUCUAGACGUGGUGAGAAAAGAGUUUGGAAGUUGUAGCCGUCACUGGAUCCCCAUAUUUCCUGUUUUGAAGAAAAUACAAUCAAGUGGCUUCUGAAAUUUUUGCUAGAAGUGGAGUCAUGAGACUGAAGAUAUCUCUUUUAAAAGAACCAAAGCAUCAAGAAUUAGUAAGCUGUGUGGGCUGGACUACUGCUGAAGAGCUGUAUUCAUGUAGUGAUGAUCACCAGAUAGUGAAGUGGAACUUGUUAACUAGUGAAACAACUCAAAUAGUAAAGCUUCCUGAUGAUAUUUACCCUAUAGAUUUUCACUGGUUUCCAAAAAGUUUGGGUGUAAAGAAACAAACCCAGGCAGAAAGCUUUGUCCUCACAAGUUCUGAUGGUAAAUUUCAUCUGAUUUCCAAGUUAGGAAGAGUGGAAAAAAGUGUAGAAGCUCACUGUGGAGCAGUACUUGCAGGAAGAUGGAAUUACGAAGGAACAGCAUUAGUUACAGUUGGAGAAGAUGGACAAAUAAAAAUUUGGUCAAAGACUGGGAUGCUUAGAUCAACUUUAGCUCAGCAAGGUAUGUUUUAUAAUUGACAAUUUCAUUUUUGCAAAUUAUACAAUACAAAAAUACCUUAAAGUUUUCCUUUAGAAACAAUUGAUAUGAUGGUUGAGACUUUCUUUGGCUGAGUUCAAAAUCUAUAAUCUCUUAUUUUUUACACUUUUUUGUCUUGCUUUCCUUGGUAUCUGAUGUACCAUGAUAACUAUUAUUUCAAGCCAAGAAAUAGAAGAAACACUCAAGGGCUUUUUCUUUAUGUUAGUGAAUCUCUGUGAAGGCAGUUACAAGCUAAAUAUUUUCAAAAAAUAGUUGUGAAAUAUUUGAAGCAUAUUUUAUAUAGAGUAGAAUUGGGUGUCUAGUACAAAAAGACAUUGAGUAUCUCUUUACUUAAAAACCCCCAAUAACUUCAUAAUAUGAGCACUUUUUCCAAAUUAAGUUGUAUGUUUGUUUUCUAUACUAAUGGAGGGGAACAGACACAUUAAGAAUCUGAAAUUUGGUAAACCACACUAUUUAGAGGAGCAUGUUAAUUUUCUAUGUUAAUAGCAAGGAGUGGCCAUAAAGACAAUCCAGUGGUCCUUCCUGUUGGGAAUUAGAUAACAUAUAUGAUUUUUUUCUGUGUAACAAAUUAAUUAGUUAUGUAGGAACAGUAAAGCAGUUUUAAUGUUUACCUGAACAUGUAUCAGCUAAUCUUCAGGUUGCCAAAAAACUUGUAGACUAUUCCUCAGAACUAUGUGAUAAAGUCAUAUUGUGAAACAUUUUUAAUAACUGACUUCUAAAAAUUUCCAAAUUUUAUUUUAAAAAUCAUGUUUACUUUUAGGAUAACAUUCAACUCACAUUUAUUCAGCUGUAUGUUAACUGAAUGUUAGUAAAGGUAACCAGAAAUACUAGGUAAUAUUUCUUUUCUGAGCUUAAAUGUUUGCUAUGGAAAUCCCAAGGUAGAAUGUUUAUUCAUGAUUAGAAAAUUCAGAGUUCAUAGAAGUAGCCAUGGGUUAAUUUCAGUUAAUAGCAAAAGUCAACUUAUUGUUACUUCAGUAAUAAAAUAUACCUUUAGAAUAUAAAUCUUACUUUAAUCUUCUAAUAGGCAGAUGGAUUUACUUUUGGCUUCAUAGAUUUUUCUUUUAAGGCUAGUUAUUUGACAUCCUCAUUUUGUGAUGAAUGACUUAUGAGUAAUUGACAGAAUUCUUCCAGAGAUCACUGGCCUCCUGGAAGAACUACAAGAAUUUCAGCCGCUGCUACUGCUGAGACUGUGUGCAGCAGCUGGAAUGCUAUAUCCAUUUUUCCUUUCUUUUCUCUUUCUUUUAUCAAUUUGUUGCCUGUAGAUGACACAGAUCUUCAGAGAAAUUCUAAAAGCCCAUCCCACUAUCCACCAUGGGAGAUUUUUUCUUUUUUUUUUUU